UGUCAAAGAGUUUGCUAAACAAAUUGGUGCUACUGCCAUUGAAGGAGACAACAGCAUUGAAACUUUUGCUGCUAAGCUGCACUCAUCAUCUAUUAAGCCCCGCCUCCUCAUUGUUGCUGAUUCCAAAACUGAUCGCAAGGUUUUCCUUUUUUGGUUAUUGUGAUCCUCCUUUCUUUGCUUCACUUUAUCUCAUUUAUGGAGUCCGAAUUCUUCUUGCAGGCUGUCACAGAAGCUUUCUGCUCCAACAUCAGGAUACCUGUCAUUGCAUUUGCUGAUGUGGAUGCUUCAAUGCGCUAUGUUGACAUUGGUAUCCCUGGAAAUCUCACAAAUAAGCGCUGCAUUGCUCGUCUUUUCUGGCUGUUAGGAAAGAUAGUUCGUCGGACGAGGAAUCAAAGCUGGAGGGUUCCGGUAUUAUCUAUUCUUGUUGUUGUUGUCAAGGUUUUAAAAGCUGAAAACUGAACUCGAGGUGGUAGAGCAAGUUGCCUCAAGGUGUAAGCCUUGAGGCGGAAUGAGGCAUAACCCUCAGUUCGACUUGAAAAAAAUAACAAUAUAAAAACCUUUUGGUACAACAAAAUGCAUAAUCCAUAAUUAUGUCAAAUAAGUCAUAAAGUCAUGUAUAAGUUUUCAUUUAAACCAAAAAAGGGGUCAAAAUAAAAAGGCAAUAAGAUAAUCAUAAUUCAUGGUAUCAUUUUGAGACUACAAUUUGAGUUUUCCAAGUCUUAUACUUCAAAACUUAGACUAUCAUCGCUCAUUUUAGCAACAUCAUCCAUAUUUUCAAGGGAUUUGUCAAUUUCAUCUCCAUCAUCAACAUCUGCAUCAUUAUUUCUAUCUGUGCCAUUUGUAACAUGUGCCCCUACAAACCUAACUUGAAUUAUAUACCAACCAAACAAUUGACUUUAUUGCAAGCUCAUUCUUAAAAAAAGUUAAUUGACCUUUGAAUUCAUUAUUCAUUUCAUCAACAUCCAAUGCAAGUUCAUCAUUUCCUAUGGUGUUGUUGUCAAUAACCCGCAAUUUCCUUGCAAUACAAGUGAGUCCAAUACAAGUUUGUCAUUUUCUUUGUUUGCAAUUUCCCAGCAGCUUUCCCCAAUUUCUUCAACAGUACUAUCCAGCAUUUGGAACAAAUAGUUUGCAUAUUUAAGUCAUCCGAUGAAUCAACGGAUCUUAAGACUACUGUCCCAAAUUGAUUAUUGACAACAAUAUUUAAAAGGCUUCAAUUUCUGAUGUCACUCCAACCAUUAGACAUAAUAGUCCCGCCAGUAUGUGCCCAUGUCUUUUACACUCCUUCCACAACAUCGUUGGUUGCAUCAUACUCUACUUUUAAUAUCUAUGUAUGGAGGUCAUGCAUAGAUAAUGGCUUAAAACCUGCUUCGUAAUUGCUAACAGAAUGCAUCAUCUAUAAUAAGAUGGACUAUUUGCAACAUUGAAUGAUAUGGCAUUCUCAAAGAUAAAUCUUCCCACGACAUACUAAAUUGCAUUGUUCUCGCACAGUGGCCUUAGUCAUUUUUGAAGGCUGGACAUCACCUUCUUUGUUUGAAUCAUCUUCAAACUAGAACGGCCAAGAAAAUGAUCCAUUGGUCCACGAGAAUUCAGUCCAGUGCCCAAAAUGGUUUUUUUAACCUACUUUUAAGUUGUUUCUAUAUUGCCACUAAUUUUAGUGGCAGUAUAGAAACAAAAUAAAACACAACGGCAUUUUUGACAAAAUAUAUUGGUUCAGCAUUUUUUAACUGCACUCCAGGGUUACAGGGCAAGGUUUUUUUAAAGUCCCAAUAGCUUUGUUUAAAAGGGCUGAAAUUGGCUUCAGCAGUGAGGCUGUAGCAUCACUUCCGCCGCAACGGCUUUGGAAAAACAAGGCAUGCGCCUUGCAGAUACCAACUGAUGCGGACGCCCCUGGGGCAAAAACAGACCACCUCGAGGCGGAUUGCCUUUUUUGCAUUUUAAAACCAUGCCUUGUUUGAGACAUGUCUUUUGCAAGUUCUGUUUAUAAUUGUGUGACUUUUCCUUACUCUAACAUGAAAUUCUCUUAAUGUGUUAGUGGGACGGAGGGAGUAUGUUUCAUGUCUGAGUUUAGCUUAUUGUGCUUGAAGAUAAAUUUUAAUUUCUUUUAUUUGUUUUGCUAGUUGGACCAAAGGGACCACCUGGUGAGUAUGGACCAAGAGUGAUUGUGGAUACAGAUGAUAUGCUUACUAGGGAUUUGGGCCGCGUGCCUCAUUUUCGUCAGUUGACCCGUGACGAAUUAAAUCAGCCCAUUUGGGGAGAUGCCCAAUGAAUGUAUAUAAUGUAAUAGUGAGACAAAGGGUUUGGGGGACGUGGAAACAUGACCCAAGGAAAUGUAUAUAACGACUGCUCUCUCCGUCUCACGGUGUAUUUGUCCAAUUUGAUUUUUGUGAGCUAAAUUGGAUAAAUUUUAAACAUUAAU
Cuscuta campestris is the source of this 2416-nucleotide messenger RNA. The record is from the annotation of a GenBank genome assembly. NCBI's taxonomy places the organism in Eukaryota, Viridiplantae, Streptophyta, Magnoliopsida, Solanales, Convolvulaceae.